AUGGAAUCUCCUGUGAGUGCAUCUCAAUCUCAGCCUGACAUUAAGAAGUUCAUUAAACACAUGCACAAAAAAAUAGAAGAAAUUAGAGUACAGAUGUUUGAUUCCAAACAAGAUUAUGAAAAAUUAAGAAGUGAAGCCAAAUCUCUGGAAUCUCAAAAUAACGCCGAAAGCAAUGAUAUAACUAAUAGGAUACUUGAUGAGCUAGAUAGGCUAGAAAAUCAAUUUAAAAAGCAGAUUAAUGAAGAAAAAACUGAAGUCAGCUUCUUGAAGCAGCAAAUUGCAAGUGUGACCCAAGAAAAGAUAAAGCUUGAACAAAAUUGUUUGCUAUUAGGAACAAGAGUAGAUGAAGCUGAAAGGGUGGUGGGAAUUGAGCUAACUCUGCCUUCUAUUGAAGAUAUUAGACAUUUCUAA
Blepharisma stoltei is the source of this 411-nucleotide messenger RNA. The record is from the annotation of a GenBank genome assembly. NCBI's taxonomy places the organism in Eukaryota, Ciliophora, Heterotrichea, Heterotrichida, Blepharismidae.